AUGGACGAAACACCUCAAGUGUUGAAAAAUCGUAACGAAUCCGUUUUAUCUUUCAGUCCUUCUCAGAAAGAUGGAAAGCAAGUUCAGUAUAACGCGAACCUUUCUGCAGAACAAUCAGAGCGGAUCAACAGAGCUCGAGAGGAUGCCGCUCGUCAAGCUGCCAUGUCUGUCAAGGAGGGUCUGAAGAAAUACCGAUGGGCCGUCAUGUGGUCGGCGUUAAUGACUUGCACACUGAUCAUGGAGUCGUACGAUUAUUCUUUGAUGGGUCAGUUGUUUGGAUUCCCAGAAUUUGCGAAGAAAUACGGUACCUUGUUACCAAGUGGGAAAUAUAACAUCAGUGCCGGCAACCAAACCAUUCUUAAGCAAAUCACAAAAGCUGGUCAAAUUGUAGGCCUUUUCUUUACCGGCCAGCUGGUCGAUAAACUAGGAUAUAGAUGGACCAUGCUUGGCUCUCUGCUGGCGAUUGCUCCACCAGUGGCUAUGCAGUAUUUUGCGCCUAAUCUCAAUGUCCUCAUCGGUGCUCAAUUUCUGCUAGGAAUUCCUCUAGCACCUUUUUUGACUUUAUCCAAUGUAUACGCCGCUGAAGUCGCACCUCCCUGCCUACAACCCUAUUUGACCAGCGCUACAACCCUAGGGUGGACGGUUGGCGGUCUUAUUUCCACGGGCGUUCUUCGCGGCUUGCUCAACAGUACGCUGAACAAUUCUUAUCGAAUCGCAUUUGCCGUACAAUGGGCUUGGCUAGGGCCAAUGUUCCUCAUCAUUUGGUUUGCUCCGGAAUCCCCUUUCUGGUGUAUCAAGACGGGACGACCUGAACGAGCUCGAGCUGCCCUCAAUCGACUCAGUAGUGACGAUGAGACAGAUGAACAUAUCGAUAACCGACUUGCUAUGAUCGAAUACACCGAUAUGGUUGAAAAAGAACACGAACAUAGCACAUCGUACCUUGAGUGCUUCAGAGGCGUCAACGCCAGGCGUACAGAGAUUGCAUGUAUGGUCUAUGCCUGUCAGAAUCUUGACGGGUACGACAUAGGCGGAGCUUCGACAUACUUCUUCCAACAGGCUGGUCUUUCCUCUAUUGCAUCUUUUGAUAUGAGUCUCGGUCUUUCCGGAGUCUCUAUUGUGGCUUCCUUGUUCACCUGGUGGGUGAUGAGUAAGCACGGCAGACGGCCGAUCUAUAUCGCUGGUCUCGCAGCUACGACCGUCAUUCUCAUCUGCAUCGGUGGUCUCGGUAUUCCAACGCCGACCAUAACUACGGGCUGGGCUACAGGAGGGAUGUGCAUCGCGUUCAAGAUCGUCUUCUAUCUUUCCCAGGGACCGCUCAACGGCACAUACAUAACCGAUGUCCCCAAUGUCAGACUUAGAGCCAAGACGGUGGUCAUCGCCAGGGGAGCCUUUAUCUGUUCGGCAGUUUUCAUGGUCGUCCUUACCAAUUACCAGAUCAACAUCACCGCUUGGAACUGGAGAGGUCGUGCAGGAUUUUUCUGGGCAGGAUCGUGCUUCUUAUGUACUGUAUGGGCUGUUUUCAGGCUUCCAGAAACUAAAAACCGCACCCCAGCACAGAUGGACCGACUCUUUAUGGAUCGAGUGCCCGCAAGAAAAUUCGCCUCCACCGAAGUGCAAUCCGUAGAAGACCAGGACAACGAAAUGUCGUAUACUCGUCAGACAGCAUAA
Molecule: messenger RNA, 1668 nt
Organism: Kwoniella shivajii
Lineage: Eukaryota; Fungi; Basidiomycota; Tremellomycetes; Tremellales; Cryptococcaceae
Exons: 5
Coding region: 1-1668 (555 amino acids)
Biological process (GO): transmembrane transport; carbohydrate transport
Cellular component (GO): membrane
Molecular function (GO): carbohydrate:proton symporter activity
Source: RefSeq, a predicted model, not a curated record